CUCAAUUCACAGUAGCAACACUUUCCCAUUUAAGUAAUCAAAUAAGCAUGGAGAAAAUUGGUUGUGCUGCUGCAACGGCGACGCCCUCAUGGGAGGAGCUCCUCGGAUCCAACAACUGGUCCGGCCACCUAUCCCCGCUCCUCCCCGCCCUCCGCGAGCACCUCCUCCGGUGUGGCAGCUUCUGCCAGAUCGCCGGAGACUCCUUCAUUUACGAUAGUCAGUCCAAGUACCUCGGCAAGUGCCGCUACUCUCCUGACAGCAUCCUCCGCCAUGUCUUCUUCAAGGAAACCGCGGAUUACGUAGUAGACGACGUCGUGCCAAACAUCGACGGCUACCUCUACACCACCAUAGUCCUCCCAUUUGGUUUGGCGCACGAGACCAACUGGAUGGGCUACGUCGCCGUCUCCAGCGACGACCUCUACAAAAAAACUGGCCGCCGUGAGAUCUACGUCGUGUGGCGCGGCACGAACAGACCCCUGGAAGGGUUGGAGGACUUCAAGUUCGCUCCCGUGCCAUUCGGCCACGGGGGCGAUGUCAAAAUCAUGCAAGGCUGGCGCGACAUCUACACCAUGAAAAUUCCUUUAAUCGGGAACUUAAUUCCCAGCGCUCAGGAGCACUUAAGAGCUGUGAUAAAAGAGUACAUUAAUAAGUACAAAGAUCAGAAUCCGUCCAUCAUCUGCGUCGGCCACAGCCUCGGCGGCUCCCUCGCCAUCGUCAGCGCUUUUGAUAUAGCGAGCAGCGGACUGGCCAAGAUCGACGGCAAGGAUAUUCAGGUAUGCGCCGUGGCGUUCGAUGCCCCCAAAGUCGGGAACCAGGCGUUCAAUGACGCCGUGGAAAAACUGCCGAAGACAAAAGUUUUAAGGAUCAACAAUACUAUGGAUAUUGUCACGUAUUGGCCGCUGUGUGGUGGCUACGUCGACACCGGUACAAUUUUGCACAUUAAUUCUGAGGAAUCGACGUUCUUGAAGAGUAAGGGAGACUACGAAGGAGAUCAACUGCGUGGGAAAAUGUCUCAGUGGCACGCGCUGCAAGUGAUUCUACACACGCUGACCGGAUGGAGCACACGAUUCGACAACAACUCCGAUGAAGUGAAGAAGAAGCUGCCGCUGGUGAACAGGUCAGCGGGGCAUUUGAAGGCUGAGCAUAAAGUGCUCGAGGGGUGGUGGGUAGAGAAAAACAAAGGGAUGGCGUACGAUAAGGAAAAGGACAUAUGGUACGAGAGACCGGUGCCAUGGAACGAAUAGUUGAGCCAAUUACUGGUGGCCGGCAGGCCGAUCGGUGGUUGAUCGGCGGCUAGUUCAUAAUUAAGUGUUUAUGUUCUCUUGUGCUAUCUAUCUAUCUGGCUUGCUUACGGUGAUCUAGAAUAAAGCAUCCUGAAUGCUGGGCGGAUGCAUGCGUAUAUGUAUAUCUGCUAUAUGUGUGUAUUGAGUAUUGUAUUUAUCCAAUAUAAAAGUAUGUGUGCGUGGCAGAAAAUACAUCUGCACAUAUAUAUCAAUGAUAAUUCAAUAGUAUAAUUAA
Zingiber officinale is the source of this 1518-nucleotide messenger RNA. RefSeq names its product phospholipase A1-IIdelta-like. The record is from RefSeq and is a predicted model, not a curated record. Gene Ontology annotation, biological process: lipid metabolic process. The transcript has a single exon. The coding region runs from base 48 to 1244 and encodes 398 amino acids. Gene Ontology annotation, molecular function: glycerophospholipid phospholipase A1 activity. Lineage: Eukaryota; Viridiplantae; Streptophyta; Magnoliopsida; Zingiberales; Zingiberaceae.